AUGUCUGAACCCCAAGCCUACACGGUCAGUUGGAUAUGCGCCAUUAUGACAGAGUCUGUUGCGGCCCGGGCUUUCCUCAACGAGGAACAUGCAGGCCCGCGACAAGUCGCCCAGCACGAUAACAACAGCUACGUUCUGGGCAGGAUCGGCAGCCACAAUGUCGUCAUUGCCGUCUUGCCCGAUGGUGAAUAUGGCACGACUUCAGCGGCAACGGUAGCCAAAGACAUGCUCCAUAGCUUCCCGAACGUACGCAUCGGGUUGAUGGUCGGUAUUGGAGGCGGCGCGCCUAGUCCAAAGCAUGACAUUCGACUCGGUGGUAUUGUCGUCAGCAAACCAGGUGGCGGACAUGGCGGGGUAUUCCAGUACGACUUCGGCAAAACCAUCCAGAAUGGCUCGUUCCAGGAGAACGGGUUUUUAAACCAGCCACCAGUGCUGCUGCGAGCGGCUCUUGCCACACCCGUCUGA
Colletotrichum godetiae is the source of this 465-nucleotide messenger RNA. Its product is annotated as pfs domain-containing protein. The transcript has a single exon. Lineage: Eukaryota; Fungi; Ascomycota; Sordariomycetes; Glomerellales; Glomerellaceae. Gene Ontology annotation, biological process: nucleoside metabolic process. Bases 1 to 465 code for a protein of 154 amino acids. The record is from RefSeq and is a predicted model, not a curated record. Gene Ontology annotation, molecular function: catalytic activity.